This is a messenger RNA of Punctularia strigosozonata HHB-11173 SS5, 1182 nucleotides long. RefSeq lists its product as uncharacterized. The transcript has a single exon. Lineage: Eukaryota; Fungi; Basidiomycota; Agaricomycetes; Corticiales; Punctulariaceae. The coding region runs from base 1 to 1182 and encodes 393 amino acids. The record is from RefSeq and is a predicted model, not a curated record.
AUGAACAAAUCGCCGUACGCGGCCACCUCUCGGCCGGUGCGUACAGAAUCCCCUUCGUUUGCGCCAAUCUACUUCGACGCCUCUACCCUCGAUGAAGAGCAAAUCGAAUCGCUCCUCGCGGAGCAACCCAUCGUAUUCGGUCUCGGACGAGUCCCCGGCGACCAUAAGGACGCCGUCGUCUAUCUCCCAUCCGAUGUCACCAUUCCGCAGCUUCAUUCGUGGCCCGCAACCUCAGGCGAUGUGUUCUACAUCGUCACUACUACUCCGACCGCCGAGUUCGUCACCAAUUCCCUGGCACACAUUAUUCCGCCCUCCACCGCCAUCCGAGGACGUUCGCCGACUGCGAGUGUCCAUAGCUGCCUCGAAGGAGAAAGCCAGACGUUGGCUACAGAUUCAGCGCCUCCGCCUCCGGAUGAAGGUGCUGACCGUCGAGCAUCGAAGCGCCCGCGCAUCGAAACGCCUCCGCCUGAGGAUGAAGAGAUUGUGCCGGAGACAGUUCCGCCGUCCCCGUCUCUCUCUCUCGCGCAUAUUCCGACGAAUCCGCCUCUCCCGAACGACAUCGACCAUACGUACCGCGAUAUCCGCACCUGCCGUCCGAUUCGCCCGCAAACACUCACGUCCCCAACGCCAUCGGAGUGGGAACUGGACGCACGUCUAGAGCUUCCAGGUCCAUCGCGAAGGCUCGAGGAUGCCGACAUCUCAUCCAUUGUAGCAACCUACUCCUCGUCGCCUACGUCGUACUUCUGCGGAGCGGCCAUGUCCGGCCCAUCCGAUCCUUCGACAAGCAGAUAUCGACCUUCACGAUCGCGCUCUUACUCGCCGACGCAACGACCAGCGUCAUCGCCGGGCCCGUCUAUCCGACGGCCCUCUUUCGCUCGACGGACGGGAGGACCACCAGUACAUGCGUACCAUCAGGAGGACGUUAUGUCCGAUCAUCCCGACGCUUCACCCAUGACUGAAGAACAGUUCGACGCCUUCCUGGAACGUCUCGAGCACGUCGAAUCGCUCUUGCUGGAACACUCGGUCAACGCGCGACGCGGAACGACCGCCGUACGGAAUUCGAUUAAGAAGAUCCAGGAGUCCCUCGAGUCGUUUCAGAACGACGUCUGGGAGACGGUCCGCCGUUGCCAAAUGCAUGGCCUCAUCCCUCAGCAUCGCCGAGCCGAUUCCGACGAUCUCUAG